This is a messenger RNA of Camelus dromedarius (Arabian camel), 2404 nucleotides long. RefSeq names its product disintegrin and metalloproteinase domain-containing protein 30-like. Gene Ontology annotation, biological process: proteolysis; male gonad development. Lineage: Eukaryota; Metazoa; Chordata; Mammalia; Artiodactyla; Camelidae. Gene Ontology annotation, molecular function: metalloendopeptidase activity. Gene Ontology annotation, cellular component: external side of plasma membrane; sperm head plasma membrane; plasma membrane. The record is from RefSeq and is a predicted model, not a curated record.
ACAGCUGCAGGGGCUGACUCACCAGCGAACAGGCGAUGCCAUGAGGUCAGGGAGGCCCUUCCUCUCCCACGGCCGUUCGCUCCCGGUGCUGCUCCUGGCGCUGCUCCUGGCUGACUGUCUUGGCAAGGAUCCAGUUUUCCACCCGGAGUGGGGCUUUGAUUCCUAUGAAGUCACCAUCCCCAAGAAGCUGAGCUUCCGACAAGAGCAGCAGGGUGUGGCCAAGCACGUGUCCUACCUCCUGCAGGUAAAAGGCAAGAACCAUGUCCUCCACCUGUGGCCCAAGAGGUUUCUAUUAGCCCGAAAUCUGCAGGUUUUCUCCUUCACGGAGCAGGGGCAGCUCUGGGAGGAUCACCCUUAUGUACCCAGCGACUGCAACUAUAUGGGCUUGGUUGAAGGAAAUCAGGAUUCCGAGGCUACUUUAAGCACAUGCACGGGGGGGCUCCGAGGCAUACUGCAAAUCGAUGCCAGGCAUUAUCAAAUCGAGCCCCUCAGGGCUUCUUCCAGGUUUGAACAUGUGGUGUAUCUCCUGAAGAAAGAGCAGGCAUUUCCCAGUCAGAUCUGUGGCUUAAGUCAUGACGACACAGUAAAGCAGAUGGCCCAGCAGGAGAACGUGGCUAGGAUAAGCGACCUCACUGAGUCUUACAUGCACCAGAAGUACUUGGAAUUAGCCCUGGUCUUUGAUCACAGUAGGUAUUUGUACCUGAACUCCAAUCUUACUCUAGUCGUGAAUGACGCCAUUCUUCUGACUGCGAUCGCAGACUCUUACUUUCAAGAUGUCCGUAUGAGAAUACAUCUAUUUGGUGUGGAAGUAUGGACAGAUGAAAACAAAAUAAAAGUGACUUUUUCAAAGUUAGACCAAGUUUUAGGCCAAUUUAUGGUAUACAGAACAAGUGUACUAAAUGCUCGAUUUCCAGUAGAUUGGGUACAUCUAUACAUUAAACAAACUUAUACAGAUUUUCUUGCACAAUCCUGGGGAACUGUGUGUAGUACGUUUUAUGCUGGAUCUGCAAGUGUUUUUCUAGAUAUGAAUGUCCUCACACCUGCCACUUGGACUGCUCAUGUAUUGGGCCAUAGUGUGGGAAUGAACCAUGAUGCAGAAUAUUGCCAGUGUAAGGGUAGGCAUAAUUGCAUCAUGGGCACUGGACGAACUGGGUUUAGUAACUGUAGUUAUGCUGAGUUUUUUGCACACGUCCAUUCAGGAGCAAAGUGUCUAACUAAUAUCCCAGGAAUAGGCUUUGUGGUUAAAAGAUGUGGAAACAAAAUUGUGGAAGAGGAUGAGGAAUGUGACUGCGGUUCAGGAGAGGACUGUAAAACAGACCAGUGUUGUCAACCAGAUUGUAAAUUCAAACAAGGUGCCAAUUGUAGCACUGGACUUUGCUGUCAUAACUGUCACUUUCGUCCAUCUGGUUACAUGUGUCGGAAGGAGGAAAAUGAAUGUGACCUCGCAGAGUACUGCAGUGGGACCUCAGGGCUCUGCCCAAGUGACACUUACAAGCAGGAUGGAACCCCUUGCAAGUACGAAGCCCGUUGUGUCAAAAAGGGCUGCCAGGCCAGAUAUAUGCAGUGCCAAAGCAUUUUUGGACCUGAUGCCAUGGAGGCUCCUCUUCAGUGCUAUGAUGUCCUUAACGUAAUAGGUGACCAGUAUGGGAACUGUGGUGUUUCAGGAGUCCGUGAAUAUCGGAAGUGUACCAGGAAAAAUAUAUUAUGUGGCAGGAUACAGUGUAUAAAUGUCAACACCAUCCCUGAUAUGCCAGAUCAUACUCUUCUAAUUUCCACUCAUCUACAGGAGGAAAACCUCAUGUGCUGGGGCAUAGGCUACCAUUUGUCCAUGGUAGCUAUGGGGAUACCUGACCUGGGAGUGGUAAAUGAUGGGACCUCCUGUGGUACGGACAAGAUAUGUUUUAACAGAAAUUGCGUGAAUAGCUCAGUCCUGAAGUUUGACUGUUUGCCUGACAAGUGCAACCGCCGAGGCGUUUGCAACAAUAAAAAAAACUGCCACUGCAUGUAUGGCUGGGCCCCUCCCUUCUGUGAGGAGGUAGGGUAUGGAGGAAGCAUUGACAGUGGGCCACCGGGACCUCUAAAACAGGGGGUGCCCACCUCAAUUCAGGUCGUGUCCCUUUCAUUAGUACGCCUUAUUUUGUUAAUUAUCUCAGUGAUUGUUGUGUUUUUCAGGAAAAUCUUAGGAAAGUAUAAACCCAAAGAGAAAGAAACACCACGAAUUAACACUGGAGUAGAACAAUUCAAGGCAAAAAAUGUCAAGAAACCAAAAAACAAUCAGUCAAUGCACAGUCACUCUGUAACCCAGGGUCAUAAACUGAACGAGCUUCUCAUUUAUCCUAACAGCUCUUCCUUCUUCCCUCAAUUCUUUAAUCGAAUUUUCUUUGAGGUUUUGAUCAGCAAAUAA